CGCCUGGCGCCUGGCGGCGCCGGCCGCGGGGCCGGGGACUCCGAGGCUCGCGGCGGCCGCUCCUCGUGCGGCUACGUCGCCCACAACGGCUUCCUGCCGCUGGUGGAGGAGCCCCGGGCCAGAAACGCGCAGCGCGAGGGGUACUCCAGAUUUCGUAAUAUCGCAGGCCUCGAGCGGCAAGGCACCUACCUGGACGGGUAUGGCUUCGAGGUCGAGUUCGCCUACCCCAUGGAGGGCUCUGGCCUCAGCGGCGAGGGUGUCCGCGACGCGGGACGCAACUUCGUCAUCUUGGAGCGCAAGGGGUGGGGGCAACGCCGUGCCGUUGAUCGGCUGCAGCGCAGUCUCUGCGUGCAGCUGGUGCAGAUCCAGAGCCUCCCGGGGGUCGCGGAGGCGCGGCCAGAUUGCAGCUCGCUGCGCAUUUUCCUCGGCGAGCUGGGGUGCAGGGCCCUCGUGGCCGUGGAUCAAUUGUUGGGGGAAGUAGGUGCCGUGUCGAUCUCCUUAGUUUACCAUGGUAGCUAUUUCAGACCGAUGGGGCUUGACGCGCGCGACGGGAGCGCCAUCGCGCGUGCGUCUGCGAUCGAAGCCGGCCGGCCGCGGAGUAUCUCUGCGCCCAGAGAAUUUAGAUUCAUUGGGGGGGGCGCCGCUCCCGAGCCAGGCGGCCGCAGUCUAGGUCGCAGUUGCCGAGGAGACUUCUCUUCCGUCUUGGCGUCCGCGUGCGAGAAGUUGGACGGCGGUGCGCUCGAGGUGGUCCCCGGCGCGAGCAUGUGCGUCAUCUGUGCUCUCACAGACGUGGACUUAGAUGCUGGGCGGCCGAGCCAGGCAGGGUUCGCUAGCGGCCCGUACUCUUGCCGGCACUUGUAG
Molecule: messenger RNA, 861 nt
Organism: Prorocentrum cordatum
Lineage: Eukaryota; Dinophyceae; Prorocentrales; Prorocentraceae
Source: the annotation of a GenBank genome assembly